AUUUAAUAAUUUGAUAUAAAUAACAACUAAUAAAUCAGGACAAAAUCCACCGCUAGUUCUUUCUCUGUCCUCUUUUUGUGAUUUAGUUAUAAUUUUGAAGAAGCUAAAAUAAGAAAUGGAGCAUGGAAAGCUAGGGAGGAAGUUUAUGUUGCCAAUAUUGGUGGUAGAUUUGGUAGUCUAUCUUUUAAUAUUAAGCCUUGCUUCUUGGUCCCUUGACAAAUAUAUCGAUGGUCACCAAAAUCACCAUUUGUUAGGUGGAAAUGCGGCUACAAACUACAUGUUAAUGUUUGCACUCUUAGCCGGAACCACCGGGAUCGCAUCGGUCAUAGUGGGCAUAGCACACUUUCGAUCAUGGUCGGUGUCAAGCAUGGCAGCAGCCACCUCUGUCGCGGUCAUCUCAUGGGCUCUAACGGGUUUGGCAUUUGGGUUAGCUUGGAAGGAGGUGAGGCUAGGUGGUUAUAGAGGGAAACGUUUGCAAACGCUUGAAGUAUUCAUAAUAACUUCUACAUUGAUCCAUUUGUUGUAUAUAAUUCUACUUUAUGCUGGCCAUUUUAAUCAGAGAUAUGGGCUGUGUCAUGGUGGGCCUGGCCCAGGAAGCUCAACUCGUGAAGCCCAAAAGACUACCGAAAGCGAACCUCCUCCUGCUGCUUGAUUGGCUUUUUUUUUUUUUUUUUUUUUUUUUUUUGUCGUGACAUUUACUCCGGAAUUGUAUAUUGUUAAACUUUGAUAUUGCUAAUACUUGUCGUACUAAGCUAGUUUGAUAGCCUUUUCUAAUCCAGUGUACUUUUGCUA
This is a messenger RNA of Chenopodium quinoa (quinoa), 792 nucleotides long. RefSeq lists its product as uncharacterized. The record is from RefSeq and is a predicted model, not a curated record. Lineage: Eukaryota; Viridiplantae; Streptophyta; Magnoliopsida; Caryophyllales; Amaranthaceae. Bases 116 to 652 code for a protein of 178 amino acids. The transcript is spliced from 2 exons.